GCGCGGGGCGCGGCCAUGGCGGACGGUGCGGGAGCGGGCGCGGCGGGCCAGGCCUCGGGACCGGCGGCGGGCUCUAGUGGGACAGGGGGCCCGGUCAACCCCGCUUCGCUACCUCCGGGAGACCCGCAGCUCAUUUCUCUCAUAGUGGAGCAGCUCAAGAGCCGCGGCCUGUUCGACAGCUUCCGCCGGGACUGCCUAGCUGACGUGGACACCAAGCCAGCUUACCAGAACCUGAGGCAGAAAGUAGAUAAUUUUGUGUCAACACACCUGGACAAACAGGAAUGGAAUCCUUCAAUGAACAAGAACCAGUUGCGAAAUGGGCUGAGGCAGAGCGUGGUUCAGUCAGGCAUGUUGGAAGCAGGAGUGGACAGGAUCAUUUCUCAGGUGGUGGACCCCAAACUAAAUCACAUCUUCAGGCCACAGAUAGAGCGAGCAAUCCACGAGUUCCUGGCAGCCCAGAAAAAAGAAGCUGUGCCAGCUCCUCCCCCAGAACCUGAAAGCCAGGAUCCUCCAGCGCCAUCCCAAGAUUCUUCCUAAGGAUAUACCUGAUACCUUUGGAAAACUCCAUUUAAUGAAGAAAUGAAAUGGAUUCCGGUUUCAUACAAAUGUAACUUUAGUCGACCAUGUCACUCCUGAUGUCAAGAUUUUGACCUUGACUCUAGUGGUGUCCAUAUUGGAUGGUCAGCAAGUUUGGUGGUGGGACGUUAUUCAUACUUCCGCAUGAAUUGUGCUGCCUUUGGCCAGCCUGUCCAGGGGUCUGAGCACAGUAUAGACACUACAGAGGUUUAAGCACUACGUGACUUGGGCUGUCCUGAUCAGACCUUUAUACUUGAACCUGGACACUGCAUGUGGAUGUUAACGCUUGUGCUCUGCAGUGUGCAGAAGCCAGGCUGGGGCUAGCCGGUCAGGACAGCA
Molecule: messenger RNA, 915 nt
Organism: Arvicola amphibius (Eurasian water vole)
Lineage: Eukaryota; Metazoa; Chordata; Mammalia; Rodentia; Cricetidae
Gene: Bod1l2
Product: biorientation of chromosomes in cell division 1 like 2
Exons: 1
Coding region: 16-537 (173 amino acids)
Source: RefSeq, a predicted model, not a curated record